CAAUCCUUAUAUCGCUCUGAUACCUCUACGGCGUCUGCUUCUCGUGAAUACGAUGACUUGUCUGCUUCCGAUGCUGAGUCUAAGCCCAAGCACGAUGUCGUCUCCAAACUCGAGCCCAUCGAAGAAAGCUAUCUUGAAGGAUACUAUGAGCAACACCAGACUUGGUUGGCUUCGAGAGCCUAGAAGAACCUCGAGCUGUUACCGAAUGAAUGGCUCCCCCCUCUCCCCUCCAGCUGCCUGCCUUAGAUCUGGAAGAGCGUGAUCUCGAGGACUUUGGCGAUCGGGAAGAAGAUACUGUCGCUAUGGCACUGGAAAUCGCAGCAGACGAACACCUGACAUUCAUGCCACAGACCACCGAGUCUGUAUUCACUCAAGCGCUUGAUCCUUUGCCGACCGCAGAGACAUAUCUUGAUGGGUACCAAGCUCUCAACGCCAGAAACUUUGAAGAGCAUGAUCUUGAAGCAUUCGACGAAACAAAAGAAGAGAUUGUCGCAACGGCAAUGGAAAUUGUAACAGACGAACACAUAACAUUUACACCACAGACCGCAUACAAGCCCUCCAACAACAGACAAGAGUACCAAAACGCCCGACGCCAAGGCUUCCAACCCGGAUGGUGGGCGUCCCAGGCUACCUCACACCUCGCCUCUUCUCAAAAACAACACCUUUACCAAGCCACAACAUCCAGUUUGAUCCACAAUAGCUUCAACUCUCGGUCCUUCGACGGCCCCCUGGGACUCUCUCCGGCCAAGCUCGACGCUUUGAUUGCAAUCUUCCCUUCAACAAACCCCAAAGGGGGUCUGACUGUGCGAGAGUAUCAGUCAAUUGCACAGACAGGAGGCAGAAAUGCAGAGACAGGAUGCAGAAAUGCAGAGACAGAAGGCAGAGAGGCGAAGACAACUGAGGUCCUGCUUUGCUCUUACAACCACUCCAAUGUGGAAUAUCGCAUUCAACUUUGA
Neurospora tetraspora is the source of this 956-nucleotide messenger RNA. RefSeq lists its product as uncharacterized. Lineage: Eukaryota; Fungi; Ascomycota; Sordariomycetes; Sordariales; Sordariaceae. The coding region runs from base 210 to 956 and encodes 248 amino acids. The record is from RefSeq and is a predicted model, not a curated record. The transcript is spliced from 2 exons.